Molecule: messenger RNA, 738 nt
Organism: Saccoglossus kowalevskii
Lineage: Eukaryota; Metazoa; Hemichordata; Enteropneusta; Harrimaniidae
Source: RefSeq, a predicted model, not a curated record
AACCAAGCAACGUAAAGACUGCCUGUGUUUUUUGUCUGGCGCAUACAUUCAAACAUGGCGGAUCGAUCGAACACAACGUCCCGCGCGCUUGUCCCGAUAAUCGAACGCGCAUACGUCAGGCGGCUAUGCAAACACAUCGAUUUAUAACUGUUACGGUGAAACUUCACGGCAAAAAUCGCAAUGUUUUCAACCAUACCGCUUGGGGAAAAUAAUAAUAUCUUGGUUAAUACACAGUGCGGUUCCCGCAGCGUCCUUGACUACAUCAAGGAACGAGUUGACUUUUAUUCACCUGAUGAGGCCGCUAGAUUGGAUCUUGCUGAUGAAGAUGGGCAGUUAAAAUUCAUAUCUUACCAGCAUGCGAUGCGGCCUGUGUGUGAUUUAGUACAACCCCGGGCUGUUCUCAUUCCGGUCAAAAUUGAAAGAGACAUGGAGACUUUUUGCUACAAGCCUUUCACUCCCCUUGUUGGUGAUAUGGAAUUGAAACCCAAAUUUCAAGCGAGACUAAAUUUGCAGAGAGACAGCAUGGAAAGAAGACGGCUAGAGAUGGAAAAGAUUAGAUUAGAAGAAGAAAAGCAAUGCCAAUUAGAAACUCUCAAGGAGAAAAAAGAAGCCAUGGAAAGUAAACCUGAUAAACAAGAAAGUCAACGGGACAGAUCAAACCUGGGCGGUAACCAAAAUCUCAAAUGCACUGGAAGUGCUUCACGACCCAUUUCAAACAAAAAUUAUAAAAGACCUUGA